UCGGAAAGAAAAUGUGUGUGUUUAUUUUCCGCUAUUUUGAAGAGUUUCUUGUGUGCAUUUUUCAACUUCCGUAAAAAUUGAGGCCUCGGUAAGCUUGUCCAUCGAAUUGGGCGGCAAAAGUGUACGGGCAAACGCUCACCGAACGGCAAAAAACCCCACCGUAAGUGUGUACAAUUGGAUACAUUUGCCCUGCGGGGUACAGCGUACGGCACGCCGUUUGCCUUCAACACGGUUCGAUUUCCACCAUCAUCGCCAAAGCAUCACCUGGCGGCGUUGUUGUGUGUGGAGCUGACGAGUAAUCAGUUUUGUUCAAUUUUUGCAACAUUCAGAUUAUCCUUGUUUGUCGCGGUCGUGGCUGCUAACCUUAGCAAGGACGUUGUGGACCGUGUCUGGCGAUUACGUUUGGCUUCGCGUUUGUGGUUAACCGUGUGCGCCAUACUUUUCACCGAAUUAAUGGCUACGUGCAUUGGUGUGCAAAUGUUAUGAUCGAGUGUUUGCCCUUUGGUGUAGCGAGAUCGUGCGUGCGUGUGACAGUAACAUCGGUUCGGUGUGCAAAAUAAGGGCAUUAUCAUUUCGGAUGUUUCUCUGGCAUUGACAGCACCAAAAAGGGUAGCAGUGUACCGUAAAAAGGAAGAACCCAGCGCCAUUGUUCUUACGUACGAGCCAGCACCGCACGGGCGCAGCUUGUUGGCAGAUUGUAGUGGGAAAGUAAUCUCGCAGAAUAUCGCAGCCUGUGGUGCGUUUCCGCCGAAGAUUACAACGAAGUUCGCCACCAUAAUGGACUUUAAACAAAACGGGUCAGCUGCUGCAUCACAACAGCAGCCACAGCAACAACCACACGCUGGCGGUGUCCUGUACGGUAGUGAUGCACGCAACGGUAAUGCAUCUGUUCGGCUACAAUCGUUAAAGCAACACCAACCACUACCCAUGGCGACGGGAACGAAUGGUGCCCUGACGGGGAAUUCGUCGUCUAACGCACCACCACCAUUGCGCCGCAGGUGUCGCAGUGAAAGUCUUCCAAUGGCACCGCUGCUGUACGGUGUCGCGGAUCAACCAUCGCAACAAGGCAUUGGUCGAUCGAAAAAGAUUCUCCAAGGCACCGCGCACCAACCUAAUCUAAUUCACCAUAAGCAAAAGUUCCCCGGUACCGGUAGCACACCGAUGGCGCUUCAUGAUCAUCCCGUAUCGACCACACCGGGCGGCCUAUACAUCGAAUCAUUCUCCCUGCAACAACAACCUCAUCACGGUAAUCGCCGUGUACUGCCACUAGCGACCCACGAUCUACUACCGACGAUCGCAACGAACUCUUCGCAUGGAACCGCCACCAACAACGGCCAACUGCAGUCGAAGGAAAAUGUCGCACAAAAUCAUCUGUUCGGUGGUGGCGUUAAUGCGAAGGAUGUGUACACGAGCGAGCUGGAUGGGUUGCGGAAGGAUCGCCGGAAUGGUGGUUAUUACGUGCCAAACGAGUGUCAGUUCGAGUCCCGGUUUGCCCGUAAUCUAGAGGCGAACUUUGCAACCCGUGCGACCAUCCUGGAACGCAGUGGCAGAAAGCUACGGGCCCGUAGCGAAUCGGAACCACAGGAAUUUCUUUACCACAGUGCCCACAGAAGCGGUGGCUUUAGUGCCGGUAGUUGUAGUUUGCUUACGGGGCAGCGUACAUCCUUUUCCGGCCAUCAGCAGCGACACAGUCGAGAUCACACGCUGAAACGAACACGCGAUACUAUCUCGCCAACACUUGAGGCGGAUGAAUCGUUCGACAUGCUUACCGGAAACGAACAGCAGCGAGCCGGUGUCAGUGGAUCGUUAUCCACAUCGGUAGCGGUAAACUGUCAGAAAGAUUCGCCUCCUUCUAAAAUGGUGAAUGCCACGGAAGAGAUGGAUGUUAGCUUGGAUCAGGCGCUACCGUCCGGAAGGAUCGCGGCUUCGACCGUACAGCGUAAUAAAACUUCCAAAGGUUUAUCCGGUGCGGCUGCGGGACAGUUACGCUCGUCCAAGGUGACCGUACGCGCAAAUCGCGUUGGAAUCAACAGACUAAAGCCGAAACUCGCCAGCACACUGACCAGCACCGGCGUAGUCGGUACUGCGGUAGCAUCGGACACAAGUCGGAAAUCAGCCUCCCCACAACCGCAAGCACAGAAAGGAUCAACGUCCUCCUCGAUCAUCGGCAUAGUGCACAACACGGGAAGCUCAUCACCGACACCGUCCGGUGUUUCUAUCGGUACGAGCGGUGGGGAAUCGGUACAUACGCAAGAUCUCGACGCCGAAACGAUCGAUCAGUCCGAUGCGGGUGACGAUGAUGAAGAUCUGGACGAUGAGUGUAAUGGGGAGGAUGAUGAUCUCGAUGAUGAGAUCGCGAUCAGCGGUGAUGAGGUGCUAGACGACUCGCUGACCGAUUCGGAGGACAACUAUCGUUCGUAUCUUGCGGCGGCCUACCAGAAGCCAAAGUCACACUCCGGUUCACCGUCACCUUUGCUCGGUAGUAAAACACCGGUCGUUACGUCGAUUGGUAGCGUACUCGGUGGCCCGGCGCCGGAAGGCCCACUAGCACCCAGUUUGUUUCCUUUCGUUCCGCCGUAUCUUACGUUUGCGACACACGACGAGAAAGGACCACCGAUGCCACCAUCCAUUCACAAGGUGUUGAAGUGGAAGCUGACGCUUAUUACGCCGAUUGUUGUCCGCAAGGUGUUGCAAAACAGUGGUUUCCGUUUGUUGAAAAAAACGAACGAUUGGAUCGGUAUCUGGGGCCGGCACAUGAAGAGCACGCUGUUUAAAACGUUGCGACCGUAUCAAAAGUUUAACCAUCUGCCUGGAAGCUUCCAAAUUGGUCGAAAGGAUCGCAUGUGGCGCAAUUUGCAAACGCAGAUGAACCGCCACGGCAAGAAGGAAUUCGGUUUCAUGCCUCGUACCUACAUCAUACCUCAGGAUUUGAAGAUGUUGCGGCAGCUGUGGCCCCGGUACAAUCAGCGCAACUGCAAGUGGAUAAUUAAACCGCCAGCGUCGGCCCGCGGUACGGGUAUAAAGGUGGUAAAUCGCUGGUCUCAAAUUCCCAAGCGGAAGCCGUUGAUUGUGCAGCGGUACAUCGAGCGACCAUUACUAAUCAACGGUAGCAAGUUCGAUCUGCGGCUGUACGUGUUGGUAACCUCGAUGAACCCGCUGCGAGUGUAUAUGCACACGGACGGUUUGGCACGGUUCGCGUCGGUAAAGUACAGCGAAAAGUCGGAAACGCUGAACGAUCGUUACAUGCAUUUAACGAACUACAGUAUUAACAAACUGUCGAACAACUACAGCCAGAACGAGGAUGCCGACGCGUGCCAGGGCCAUAAGUGGACGAUCAAGUCGCUGUGGAGCUACUUUGCCGACCAAGGCAUCAAUGUGGAUCGGCUCUGGAGUGCGCUACGUAAUCUAGUCCUUCGGACGGUCCUUGCUGGGGAGUGUUCCAUACAUGCGAUGUCCAAGGUGAAUGUGGGUAGCAAAUACAAUUGCUACGAACUGUUUGGCAUCGACGUACUGCUUGAUUCUGAGCUAGUGCCGUGGUUGCUAGAGGUGAACAUUUCACCUUCGCUACAUUCAGCAUCUUCGCUCGAUCUGUGCGUUAAAGGACCACUAGUAAAGGCAUUAUUUAACACCGUUAUGUAUCAGGUUCCUCCAAGAAUACCGAUGGCGGAACAGAAAGAGAUACUAAAAGAGCAAGGACUGGACGGUCCACUCUGUUUCGAUAAGCGCAUCUACACGACCGGAUUGUCGAAGACCGAAAGACUGAAACAUAAUCAAUUCAUCCAGAAAGACUUGUCGCGGGAAGAUUAUCUUAAUUCAAUAUUAGAAGAAUUAACGCCUGAUGAUGUGCGAUGUUUGCUGCUGACAGAGGACGAACUGGCGCGUAGUGCACCGCUGGAAAGGAUUCUUCCUGCACCGAACAGCUAUCGCUACAUUGGAUUUACCGAACAUCCUCGGUACUACAAUCGUUUACUAGAUGCUUGGGAACAUCGGUACAGCCAGAAUCGAUCGGAAGGAAUUGCCCUGUUACAGUCACUCUGUGAACGUAAAGUGCAUCUACAGGUACCGCCCAGCACGCUAAAGAAGGACUGCAACAAUAAACCACAAACAGAUAGUACAAACAGCGAGAACGGUUCUCAGGACAGUGGCGUCCAUACGGAUCAAACCAGUCUGUCAGAGCUACCAUCGCAAGAGUCCUCAUCCAUGUAUCAGUCGCAGGAAUCGAUCGACCAGCUACCUGAGGAUACGCCACGCCGUAAGGCCACCAUCAACACCGGCAAUGGCACGAACGAACCAACAAUGAAUGACGAUUCGAUCGUUGUCACCGCUCAGCCUAUUGUAAUCCGUGCCAUUUAUCCGCCGGGCAGUGAUAAUCUGUUGACCACCCAAACGAUAGAGGUUCCGGUGACGGUCGCCCCAACCGCAGACCAUACUACUACUGCUGUCGGCCAACCUAUGACUGAUACGACGGCAGGCGGAGAAGAUUCUAAAGCAGCGUCAGCCGUGCUUGACGAUGGUGACAACAUUCGGCUGGAAGACAAAAUUAAACUUAUCCUAGAUGACGCGUUGCUGCUGAAGCAACAAGAAUGCGGAGGUGAUACCGAAAAUACGAUCAUAGUGCAGGAAUAGUACUACCAGAGAGCGUAGUAGUAACGAUGGUGUUAAUGUUGGUAGCAGAUUCGUUGGUAUUUUAUCCUUAAGUUCGAAGGAACUAUUUUGCAUGCUUGUUAAACUACAUUCUGUGUUCAAAGCUAAUAUGCUCCCCGUAUACCUCUGCUGUUUUUUUUUUUUUGCUGUUUUGGUACGUGUUGUUAACACACGAUGCUUGUGAACGGUAUUUCUUUUCUUGAUAACGGCAGAUGUAAACUUUGUGAUCCGAACUGUGGGUCUUUCUGUGUAGCAUGAAUCUGCCUAUAAACUUUAAUGUAUGAGUUUGCUAUACAAAACAAAACUUUUCGUUAUAAGCGGUAAAGUGAUUCAAAUUCAAUGAAUGAAACGAAUGAAGAGCGUAAAUUUGUUCGGUGCACAUUUAUGUUAGGCGCCGGGCAAACACAUCUGAUUAGGCUAAAUAAAAUCGUAAAAUAAUGCGCACUGGUAAGUGCAUCACCAUAAUGUGUUGAAUAUGCGUGUAGUAGUGGAAGCGAAUGACGAAGGUCGUUAAAAGUUCGGAUUAAGUAAAUUGUCCCAAAUGAAGGAAAAGUAACAAUUAAGUCGCAAGUGUGCGUGGAACGAGUGACAUUUUUAUUCCCGUACCCAAGUGGCGGAACGGUUGAAGGAAUUGCUCCUCCGUACAAUGAUUCUAGAAAUGCGCGUGUGUUAGACCGCCGUGCGAAAUAUAGAAACGAGAGAAAUAGGUUGAAUUUCAACACGGAACGCAAACACAAAAGUCAACAAAGUAAAGACACGAAAUGUAAUACUUGAUUUAUGUGGUGAGUGAUUGGAAACAUGAUUAAAAAAAGAAAAUGUU
Anopheles funestus (African malaria mosquito) is the source of this 5464-nucleotide messenger RNA. It is a transcript of the gene TTLL4B, whose product is annotated as tubulin monoglutamylase TTLL4. Gene Ontology annotation, biological process: protein polyglutamylation; microtubule cytoskeleton organization. The coding region runs from base 778 to 4626 and encodes 1282 amino acids. Lineage: Eukaryota; Metazoa; Arthropoda; Insecta; Diptera; Culicidae. The transcript is spliced from 7 exons. Gene Ontology annotation, molecular function: tubulin binding; tubulin-glutamic acid ligase activity. Gene Ontology annotation, cellular component: cilium. The record is from RefSeq and is a predicted model, not a curated record.